This is a messenger RNA of Girardinichthys multiradiatus, 1778 nucleotides long. RefSeq names its product ras-related protein Rab-8B-like. The transcript is spliced from 8 exons. Gene Ontology annotation, molecular function: GTP binding; GTPase activity. Gene Ontology annotation, cellular component: synaptic vesicle; trans-Golgi network transport vesicle; plasma membrane. NCBI's taxonomy places the organism in Eukaryota, Metazoa, Chordata, Actinopteri, Cyprinodontiformes, Goodeidae. Gene Ontology annotation, biological process: Golgi vesicle fusion to target membrane; regulation of exocytosis; protein secretion. The coding region runs from base 150 to 773 and encodes 207 amino acids. The record is from RefSeq and is a predicted model, not a curated record.
GAAAACAAUGACGUGAACACCUCCGGCACCGGUCUUGCCGUGCAGCCAGUCUGCCGGAUUCAGCAGCAGACAGCUGAAGACAUCCACCCGGGCGGACUCCUCCUGCUCUAAACGGUCUCCGCCAAAAACCCAAACAGUUGUUUGUUAAAAUGGCGAAAACGUACGACUACCUCUUCAAACUGUUGCUCAUCGGAGACAGCGGCGUCGGUAAGACAUGUCUGCUGUUCAGAUUCAGCGAGGACUCCUUCAAUACCACCUUCAUAUCCACAAUAGGGAUUGACUUCAAGAUCAGAACCAUAGAGCUGGAUGGAAAAAGAGUCAAACUCCAGAUUUGGGACACAGCAGGACAGGAGAGGUUUCGCACCAUUACCACAGCUUACUACAGAGGAGCAAUGGGAAUUAUGUUGGUGUAUGACAUCAGCAACGAGAAGUCCUUUGACAACAUCAAAAACUGGAUUAGAAACAUCGAAGAGCAUGCCUCAUCUGACGUGGAGAAAAUGAUCCUGGGUAACAAAUGUGACAUGACUGACAGGAGACAGGUGUCGAAAGACCGCGGUGAAAAACUGGCUAUUGACUAUGGAGUGAAGUUCUUGGAAACAAGCGCAAAGUCUGGCUUAAAUGUAGAGGAGGCCUUUUACACUAUUGCAAGAGACAUAUUAAACAAUCUGUGCUCAAAGACGACUGACAGCAGUGGUGGAGGAACGGGGAAACCGGUGAAAAUCACAGAUAAGAAGUCUAAGAGAAUUAAAUUCUUCAAGUGUUCGCUCCUCUAAGCAGCAGACGGACAGUCGUCACAUUUCUAUCGUGACCUUGCUUGUUUUAGAGGACUCCUUCCUCUCGGGUUUCCUCUCUGCAGCAGCAGCUCUGCUCUUGCACACACAGGGUCACCUGAGGUCACCGGUUUUUGGGCGGUCGAGACGCUGCCCUGAUUUGCUGAUCAGAAGAGUAUCGAUGGAGACCGAGGCCCUGAUACUUUGUAUCUGCUCAAGCAAUAGACUCUUGCAGGGAGUUUGUAGCUUGCCCUGCAGUGCCUGCUUGCAGUGGGCAAUAAUUCUGCUGGCGUUUAUAAUAUGAAAAUAUAUUGGUUGCAAUCUGUUGUCGUAUACUUUACAUACUGUAGCAUCAUUUUUAUAUAUACUACCUAUUAUCAGAAUUCCUAUGAAGAUGCUGUGAGAUACCAGGUUUCAGCAUUGACUGUGAUUGUGUGAAGUUCAUGUAUGUCAUUAAGCUUCUGUCUCUCUGUUGCACUGACAUCAGUUCUGCUGCUAAGGAGAAUUGUGAUAAAAUAGCUAAAAAAAUAAGCAUACAAAUGCAACCUGUUAAUAGUAAUAUUUUUUAUUGUUUGUUUUCUUAUGGAACCUACAUUUAUACAGAUUUCGGUGUUAAAAUGAAACUGUGAAAGGAAUGUUUUUUUUUUCAGAAGCAGGAAUGAAUUCAUACUGUGUUGUUUUUGCAUGAAAGCAGUAGGGAGAUCCCUAUGGGGGCUCAGUACUAAGCACAGAGUAUCUGAAAAAACAAAAUGCUUACAGAUAGUAUUUGAAAGUUUCAACCAUAUAUAGAAUGUUGGUGUUUUUCGAUGGUCACACUGUGUAUGCAUGCAUUUUUUUUGUUUGUUUUUUACUUAAACAGAAGACAUCUAGUAGGUUUCCCUUUACAUGUCCUUUACAUGAGAGCACAUCAACUGGGAAAAACUGUAAUGUGACCGGUAGUUAGUUUGUAAGUUCUUGUAUGUUACACAUACUGAAAGCAGCAUUAGUAAAGAAAGAAAUCUUCAUAAA